Ctenopharyngodon idella (grass carp) is the source of this 3231-nucleotide messenger RNA. Its product is annotated as cytolytic toxin-alpha-like. The record is from RefSeq and is a predicted model, not a curated record. Bases 296 to 2563 code for a protein of 755 amino acids. Lineage: Eukaryota; Metazoa; Chordata; Actinopteri; Cypriniformes; Xenocyprididae. Gene Ontology annotation, molecular function: protein binding. The transcript is spliced from 5 exons.
AAUUAUAAAAAAUAAAAUACAGUUUAAAAAAAACACAUAAAAGGUAUAAUAGUCCGUAGUGCAAUCCGUGCUAUUCAGCAAUAGCACUGCUCCACUUCACCGAAAGAGAGAGGUAUAACCACCAUGAGAGCAACGCAGGUUUACCUUCAGUUUCGUUUCAAAUUAAUUCGUUUUGGCUUGUUUAGCUACAUGGUUGUAUAGGCCUAUGGGUCACGUAAAUAAAAAGGGUCGCGCUAAAAAAAAGUUUAAAAAACGGUGUAUACCAACUGCAACGCAAUAGGUUACGAUCAGAUCGAUGGCUACAUCGCUUCGGAUUUCAGCCAUGGAAUCAGGGCCAAUUGAAGUAGCAGCCCUAGGAAGACCUCUCUAUCCUGGAAUGCUUUAUGACUGCCGCAUGGAUUCCUUCAUUCCAGGUGUUACUCUGUGGAAUAAGAAAUCCUUGAUUGAAGAUUUGGACACACGUCCGCAGCUCCUGACAGAUUUGAAGUUCAGUAGCUCUGAUUCUCUCUCUAGUAAGUCUAAUCUCCUGGAUGUAAGUGCUUCCCUGAAAGCCAGCUUCAUGGGGGGGCUGGUGGAGGUGGGAGGAUCUGCCAAGUAUCUGCAUGACACCAAAUCCUCAAAUCAGCAGUCCAGAGUAACAAUGUAUUACAAAGAAACCUCCAAAUUCGAACAGCUCACUAUGACCCAGCUGGGCCAGAUCACCUACCCUCAGGUAUUUGACCAGAAAACAGCAACUCAUGUGGUCACGGCUGUGCUGUACGGAGCUCAGGCCUUCAUGGUGUUUGAUCGGACAUUUUCCAAGGACCAAAACAAGCAGGAGAUUGAGGGAGAACUGAAUGUCAUGGUCAAGAAGAUCCCUGCAUUUUCAAUUGAAGGAAAAGGAGAUGUACAAAUGACAGAGGAUGAAAAGAAAAGGGCUAACAAUAUUAGCUGUACAUUUCAUGGUGACUUCCAUCUUGAGCAGAACCCCACCACAUACAUGGAAGCCCUGAAUUUGUUCAAGCAGCUCCCCACUCUGCUAAAGAAUAAUAAGCAGAAUGGGGUUCCCAUAAAAGUCUGGCUGUAUCCUCUUCAUUUAUUGGAUAACAAAGCAGCUCAGUUGAGGAGAGAAAUCCACACAAGUUUGGUUUCCAUCACUGAAGAUAUAAUUGAGAGCCUGGGAGAAGCAGAGAGGACAUGCAAAGACCUGUCCAGAAGUGCAAUGGAAAAUUCUUUCAGUGAUAUCAAAGAGAGGCUGCGCUCAUUUCAGGGCUCAUUUAACACUUACAAGAUAAUGUUCAUGAAAGCAGUGGCAAAGGUCUUGCCUGGCAUUCGAGAAGGACAGAUGGAGGAGAAAUCACUGGAAGACAUACUGGAGAUCCACAGCCGCUCCCCAUUUAAUGCUGGCAUGCUUAACCAGUGGUUAGAUGAUGCAAAGUCUGAACUUCACCUCUUGAGUUUUCAAAUCAAGAAGCUGAAGGGGAUCACAAUUGAAGACUCAGACGGCCUCAACUCCAUCCUCCUUGAUCCUGAUAUUGAUGAUGUGGUGUGCUUGACUUUCACAUCUCUAAAGUAUGAAGACCCGUAUCUUUUAACCCUUAAAGAGUUCGUGAAUUCUGUCAAGUUUCAAGAGCAAGAUGGGAGGGGGGAAAUGUUUUCUAUGGCACCUUUUAAAAAAUGGUUCAAUGAUCGUGAUAUCAUAGUAAAGAUGAGAGAGAACACAUGUCGUUUCAGGCAUUUGUCAGAGAGCAAUACAGAUGCAAAGAGAAUCUGCUUCAUUAUUUCUGCCAUUUCCGAUCCCUCCAGUCAAGGCUCCUCCAUCUAUCUUUAUGAAAAAGGGAAACUGACAUGCACACAGUUAAAGUUCAUGUCACUGCCCCCGCCGAUAGUGAAGGAUGUCUUGGACAAAUCCGUGUCCCUGAAACUGUGGAAGUCCCCACAUGGAGAAAUAGUGCAGUACAGAGUGGAGUACAAGGAGGUAAAAGCAGAUUCUGGAGCUGAGGAACAGUGGCUUGUCAAAAACACAGCUUAUGAAGACUACACUCUGACUGGAUUGGAGCCUGGAAAGCAGUACUUGAUCCGCUACAGGACAGUGCAUAGAAUGGGAAUGAGUCAAGCCAGUGAUACUGUCAACAUUGUAUCUUCUUCAGUUCCUUUCUCAGCAAAACCUGUGAUUGUGGGUGGGAGAGGAGGAGGUGAAUUCUUCUUUAAUACUCCUUCCAGCAGCACUGUUGAGAGGAUUAUCUUUACUUACAAUCAAGAAACACUGAGAACAGUCCAGGUGACCUUCAAAGGUGGCCACAAGAUUGAAGUUGGCAAUCUAAAAGGAACUUCCCAGCAUGAAUUUCUAUUUGACGACAGUGAUAAAAUUGUCGCUGCAACACUGUGGCCAAAUAAGAAUCAGAACAGAUGUGGAGGUUUGGAAUUUGUGGUUGCUAAAAGCAAUGGUAAGAGAACAACAUUAUCUGUCAAGUGUCCACAUCUGGGUACGCCUGUCAAGGUUGAUGUGAAGUCUGGAAAGUGUUAUGGCAUUGCGGGGAGAAGCGGAGAUGAAAUUGAUGCUCUGGGCUUCUACUUCAUUUAGCCUCCAUCUAUACAUAUCUGUUGCUAACAGUAUUCGAAUAUCUGAGCAUCUAACAUCUAAACAGCCAAUCAUAUAUGCAUGUAUAAGUUAGUAUACUGUGGUAGAAAAAAAAAAAAAAAAAAACAUAAAAGAAAUAAAAAAUAAAAUAAAAAAUGAUGUGAAAUGAGGGAAGUUGAAUGUUGUAAUAAGGGUGAGUAUAGACUCAGAAAAGUCUUUGGAAAGACAGAAACUUAAUGAUUAUUUUUGUCAAGUGUGAUUUCUGCUUCAAUGAAAUAUGAAUGUGUUUGCUGCAGUAAAUAUCUCAAGAUGCCCUGAAUAUUCUGGGAAGGGUCACAAAGGUUAUGAGAAGAUUUGAAAAUAGUAAAAGACAUAUAGCAAGGAAGAUUUUAAACAGAUAUGCCACUUAUGUAUUUUUGUACACCAUGUUAUCACGUAAUCUAGACUUUAGAAUGCUUAAUCCUGUGAAAGACAAUUUAUUUGCAUUGCAUUUUGCAUUAAUUUUGCAUUGCUGAAUGUAACCAGUCAGAGAUUGUAUUGUGUAAAUUUAUUAACCCUUGCAUCAUUUACAAAGUAUAAAUAUGUAUGUAUUCUUUUGUUCGGCGAGUCUCUCUUAGUAAAUGAAACUAGAGAACUCCCGGCCACUAAAUAAACUUUUGUUCCUGCAAAGA